This is a messenger RNA of Xiphophorus couchianus (Monterrey platyfish), 712 nucleotides long. RefSeq lists its product as uncharacterized. The record is from RefSeq and is a predicted model, not a curated record. Gene Ontology annotation, biological process: response to bacterium. The transcript is spliced from 5 exons. NCBI's taxonomy places the organism in Eukaryota, Metazoa, Chordata, Actinopteri, Cyprinodontiformes, Poeciliidae. The coding region runs from base 20 to 667 and encodes 215 amino acids.
UAGUCGAACUUUCCACACGAUGAUGAACUUCAACUUGUUUGGAGUUUUGCUCUGCAUGUUCAGUUGGACCUUGACAUCACUUUGUCAGUUUCACUCAGUUGUUGCUCAGCCUGGAGGAGAAGUCACACUGCGGUGCUCAAAUCUGAGCCGAGUCCCUGUGUUUCUCCACUGGUUCAAACUGGCUGAUGGACCAAAUCCCACUGUCAUCGUGUCUAUGAGUAUGUCUGGAUGGAGCGGUUUAAACAAAAUUCAACUCGGCCGAUUUACAAUGACAUCUAACAUCACAGACCUUUUUUUAGACAUCAGAUCAGUGGAUUUCUCUGAUACUGGACUGUAUUUCUGUGGAACACGCACAGCUGGAAACCCAGAAAUGUUCAGUGCAACACAUUUAAAAGUUGACGAUGUGUGUGAUGAAGUAACAAAUGUACCAACUCCGAUCCUGAGUGCUGUAACAAUUUGUCUAGUAAUAUUCAUCAUCUGUCUGGCUGCAAAAAUUUGGAUUUUGCAAAGAGCACAAGUUUGUACUCGGACUCAACCACAGAAUGAGAAUCUGAGCUCUGAUGAUCUGCAUUAUGCUGCUCCAAGUUUUCACGUGAAAGCAGGAAGCAACAGAAAACCUGCAGCAGAGAGAGAGCUGGAGACAACUGUGUACGCUGCCACGAGAUAAAUUCAUGUCAGAGUGGAAUAAAAGCCCCAGUAUCUGUGCAGGCUU